Daucus carota subsp. sativus is the source of this 919-nucleotide messenger RNA. Its product is annotated as cyclin-U1-1. NCBI's taxonomy places the organism in Eukaryota, Viridiplantae, Streptophyta, Magnoliopsida, Apiales, Apiaceae. The record is from RefSeq and is a predicted model, not a curated record. Gene Ontology annotation, molecular function: protein kinase binding. The transcript is spliced from 2 exons. Bases 154 to 801 code for a protein of 215 amino acids. Gene Ontology annotation, biological process: regulation of cyclin-dependent protein serine/threonine kinase activity.
CACAGUUGGCGAACACUAGCCCACUUGUCUGUCACUCUGUGGACCAAAUCAGAUAACAUUCACUCUGUGUCAUAAAUAUUAUGUGUACUUGAUGAUAUCUUCAUAUUCUUCUUUCACACACGGUUGAUCAGGAGCAAGGAACACAAUGGUCUAAUGUUGGCAAGUGACGAGGAUUCCCAGCAACAUUCGAGGCUGGAGCCGAGCAGCACGCCCAGAGUGCUGACCAUCCUGGCUUUUGUGUUGGAGAAGCUUGUGGUUCGAAAUGAUAGGCUCGUGGAUGGGGUGAGCCGCGAGCAGGGGAAGAGCUUGGACGUGUUUCAUGGGGCGAGGCCACCCAAUAUUAGUAUUAUCAAGUACAUGGAGAGGAUUUAUAAGUAUACCAAUUGUAGUCCGUCUUGUUUCGUGGUGGGAUAUGUUUACAUUGACAGGCUGCUUCAUAAGUAUCCUCAUUCCCUUGUGGUAUCGCUCAAUGUUCAUCGAUUGCUUGUCACCGCUGUCAUGCUUGCUGCUAAGAUGCUCGAUGAUGUGCACUAUAAUAAUGCAUUCUAUGCUCGUGUGGGAGGUGUGAGCAAUGUGGAACUCAACAGGCUCGAAAUAGACUUGCUUUUCUUGUUGAAUUUUGAAAUGACGGUUCAUUCUCGGGUUUUCGAGAGCUACUGCCAACAGCUGGAGAAGGAGAUGUUGCUAAAUAGCACAACACUUAAGAUCGAAAGGCCAAUGAUAAGCAAUGCUAUUGAUGAUGUUACUGAGAUAUCUAUGGAAGAUAUGCCAAGUUCUUCACCGCCCCAAUUAGUGGACUGACACUUGCUUCACUCUUGUAACUCUUACUUGAACAAUGUACUAAUUGUAAUCUGGUUUGAUUGCCAGAGCAGUGAUGAAUCUAGCUUUCAGGCAGAGUGCAAUCAAUUGACCCACAGAA